Molecule: messenger RNA, 1940 nt
Organism: Meira miltonrushii
Lineage: Eukaryota; Fungi; Basidiomycota; Exobasidiomycetes; Exobasidiales; Brachybasidiaceae
Exons: 1
Coding region: 234-1775 (513 amino acids)
Source: RefSeq, a predicted model, not a curated record
CGUUAAUGCAAGCGUAUGCAUGCGUGCUUCGAUUUAUGCACUAUACCCUUAUGAGCCUCUGGUCUAAUUUACCACAACGGCGUUCCGAAGUGCAUAACUCUUACGAUUAAAGGGAAACGCUCCUUUUCCUCUUUGCAACCAUCAUUGACAUCAUCACAAAGUGUCUGGCUCAAGGUCAGGCUUGCGAUUUACUACCUUGAUUCAGAAAGGCUUCUCCUUCCACACAAUCAAUCAUGCCCCUGUUCUCCUCUAGUUCAAGUCCCAAAUUAAACAGCGGUCCUUCAUCGCCCAGCAUGUUUUCAUCAAAAAGUAAACGUGAUUCAGCAGCUGAUCAAUCAGGCAAACGAUCGUCUCAUCAUGACGGAAUUGGCACAAGCGGUAUGAUGGGCACUUCAAACAGUUUGGCAGAAUAUUACAUACCCGAUAAGCUAGUCUCUUCACCUACUGCUUGGGGUGCAGAAGCAAGAAAGCAAAGUAGAUUGGCAGUUGGUGGCUUUGGCGCGGCUGCCGGUCGUAGUUCAAGAAAUGCAAAUAAGAUCUCUAAAACCGAUUCUAUGCAAAGUUUACCUGCAAACGAUCGUCAAAGACCAGGAUCAAGUUCUGCUCUGGCUUCUGCUCUCGAAUUGAAUGGAUCUCGUCCGGACAACAGUAUGCCAAGAGCACGCAAGUGGGGUGCAGGUCGACAUGCUUGGGGCCCAAACGGUGGUGGUCAUGCUGCUUUGGGCGCAGGUGGAUAUGAAAGUGACGAAGGUGUAGAAAUCGAUUAUAUACGUGAUAGCUCAAGCCUUCACGAUAAAGGAAAAUUCCAAGUCAAACCAACACGAGGAUAUGACAGCUCAUCAUCCAUUCCACAAGUUAGCACACUACGUCAAAAUCAGUACAGCGAUGAGAAUUCCUCGUCAGACGCUUCCAGUCGUAGAGGUCUCUUUUCACGUUUCUUUGGAAUGAAUGUUCCUUCUGUACAGCGAGGCAAAUGGAACAAGUUCAAAUGGAUCUUGUUCGCUGCAAAUUUCGUUUUGACUUGUUAUACAAUCGCUGGCUUUAUUGCCAUCAUGCUUGCUUGGUCAAACUUUUUCCCAAAUUCAAGCGCUCUUCUUAUCGUCAAUCGAACGGAACUCAUUUUGGGAACGAUUGCUAUGUGCCUUUGCAUCAUCACAGCAAUCAUUGGAUGGACAGGUAUUUUGCUAAACAAUCGUGCAUUUUUGUCUGUCUAUGCAUUGAUGCUGUGGAUUUCGUUUGCUUUCAUCCUUGCACCGGGCUAUAUUGCCUACAAGAGACGUACUUUCAACUUGGCCGGAAAGAUGAAUCAUUUAUGGUCUCGUGAAUUGACAUUGACAGGUCGCAGAAUGAUACAAACAGUUCUCAAAUGUUGCGGAUAUUAUUCUCCCUUUAUUGAAGCGGCAGCGGAUGGAAACCGUUGUUAUGCAAGAAGUGAAUUGCCCGGUUGCAAAGGUCCGUUGAUCGAGUUCGAACGUGAAGCCUUGUUAAACAUUUACGCCGUCGCUUUCAGUUUGGUUCCUGCUCAUUUGGCAUGCGUUGUGAUUACGAUGUUAUGCGCCAAUCAUGUCACUUACAGAUUCGGCAAGGGUAUCACACCAGCACGUUACCGUGUUGAUGAUCAAACGAUCAAAAAGGCUUACAGAAAGUCUGUUCUUGAUGAAGGUACGGUCAAUUCACGAUCACACUUGCUUCUUGUCGAUCAAACACCACUUGAUCAGCCUAGACCACCGUUUUGGCAUGAUGUUAGCUCUAAAUCGGUGUCCAAAUCCAAGUAGGGAUUACAACUCUUUUGUACGAUGUCAUUCACUUUAUGGUCCACUUUUUGUCACGAUAAAUCCAAUAUAUUUAUCUUUUAAUUCUAUGUCUAGUAAUAUACAAUACGGGUAACUAGUCAAGAGAAGCAUGAGCCCCAAAAAUGAUACAGUGAAAUGAGAACCAUA